GAAUCUCAAAUAAAAUGACGAUUCAUUCAUUUCAACAGUAAGUGCCGUGGAACACUCUCGUGUCGUUUUCUUCUCGUGUCUUAUCGUGUUUCUUUUACUGUUUAUUGAAUCUCUCAUCAAUACAAUGAGAUUGAUCGGAAUCGUAUAUUUGCUAUUUUUUUGCGGUCUUGAUGCGGCGCCGGCGGAUGUGACCACCGAGCUAAGUACACUCAUGAGGAGAAUAAUAUGGACCAGCCGAAAUGGGUCGAACAACACUGCAUUCAAUCCUGAUGUCAUUCUCAACACACCGGAGAUCAUAAAAAAGGCGGGUUAUCCCGCGGAAGCUCACGUUGUAAUGACGGAGGACGGCUAUCUUUUGACGUUACAUCGUAUCCCAGGUGGCAACGGUUCUGUACCGGUAUUCCUGCAGCACGGCAUUCUAGGCAGCUCCGCCGAUUGGGUUAUUCUUGGCAAAGGCAAAGCACUCGCUUACCUAUUAGCGGAUCAGGGAUACGAUGUUUGGUUAGGCAAUUUCCGUGGUAAUACCUAUUCCAAGGCGCAUAUUUCCCUAUCGCCAUCGAACUCAACAUUUUGGGACUUUAGCUUUAACGAACUGGGCAUCUACGAUUUACCCGCGAUGAUUACAUUUAUUACAAAUACAAAAUCGCAACCACUACAUACGUACAUUGGUCAUUCAAUGGGCACAACAACUUUUUAUGUAAUGGCAUCGGUGCAUCCGGAAAUCACUCGAAUGGUGCAAAUAAUGAUCAGCCUCGCGCCAACGGCCUUUAUAAACCAUAUGAAAAGUCCUAUACGAUACUUGGUUCCCUUUUGGAAGAUGUUUCAGAAAAUGACACAAUUCUUCUUUCAUGGUGAAUUUCUGCGAAGCGAUUUUUUGAGAUUUUUUACGAAAUACGGCUGCGGCCGGGGUUUCGGCAAGAAGAUUUGCGCCCACGCCAUGUUUCUGAUGUUUGGUUAUGACUACGAGCAGUUUAAUUACACUCUGGAACCUGUCAUCUUGGGUCACGAUCCUGCCGGCACCUCGGCUAAGACGUUGGCGCAUUACACUCAGAUAUUCCAAUCGGGCAAGUUUCGCCAAUACGAUUACGGUCGCGCGAAAAAUCAAUUGAUUUAUAAUUCGACGGAACCUCCAGACUAUAAUCUAGCAAAUAUCACGAUACCAGUCGCGUUGCUCUACUCCAAAAAUGAUUGGUUGAUCAGCACAGAGGAUGUGAGGAGAUUGUACCAUUCACUGCCCAACGUAGUGGAUAUGUAUGAAGUGCCGUGGUCCAAUUUCAAUCACAUAGACUUUUUAUGGGCCAAGGAUGCGCCAAAACUCGUAUACGAGAGAGUUCUCAAACUCAUGAGAAAUGAGAAACCGAGUAAUCUUACAUCGGUGGAAUAAUAUUACGUCAUCAAUCAAUAUAAAAGAUGAAUGUUACGUGUUAAACUUUUAAACAUGGAUACGAUUAAUGACAACUGGAAUCGUUAUUUCAAUGAAACGUGAACUUUUAAUAUUUUAUCUAUAAUUAAUAAUCUUAUCUAUAAUUAAUGCCGAGGCAAAUUAGAAUGAUACACGCGUUUUUAAACAAUUGUUCCAACGAAUAAUGAAUUAUUGCGAUGGAUCGUAAGAAUAGCUGCACACCAGAAAAAUAUGACAAAUACAUAUAAAUUGCGAUAUGUCAAUAUAAGGGAGGAAAGAUGUUGAAUAAACAAUUAUAAUAUCUAAA
Messenger RNA from Formica exsecta, 1709 nucleotides. Its product is annotated as lipase 3-like. The transcript is spliced from 7 exons. NCBI's taxonomy places the organism in Eukaryota, Metazoa, Arthropoda, Insecta, Hymenoptera, Formicidae. Gene Ontology annotation, molecular function: hydrolase activity, acting on ester bonds. Bases 125 to 1384 code for a protein of 419 amino acids. The record is from RefSeq and is a predicted model, not a curated record.